This is a messenger RNA of Protopolystoma xenopodis, 1074 nucleotides long. The record is from the annotation of a GenBank genome assembly. NCBI's taxonomy places the organism in Eukaryota, Metazoa, Platyhelminthes, Monogenea, Polystomatidea, Polystomatidae.
AUGUCAACAGAUAGUUUCCAUGCUCAUUCUUUAUCUGGAGGAGGCGUCGUACAAAGCUGUAGCAACAAUUUACGACGAACGGACGGGCCUGAAGAUCUAACUACCGGGUCUAGGCAGGUGGAAGAUCCUGACGCCAAGGGAAUGCAAAAGCCUCAACUCAGAAUUCGGGGAAUUAGCCCCGCUGAAUCUAUUCCAGGUUUUGGGCGAAACGGAGCAAUCAAUCGCGACAGUUUAGAUAACCAGGAGUCUUGGGCGUUGGUAUCACCAAUACGUUCAGAUGACAGCUAUCUCAACGAAAAAGUGUCAGAUAAUGGAAGCAGCAUAAAAGCGAUCACGACAAGCAGCUCCUUCAUACGGAAUCCAACACCAACUACAUCAGUUUGCCGUUCAAGUUUCUCCGGCACUACAGGGUUACAAACCAGCCUCCUUCUGGGAAGCACAAUGGAGGAACUUUCAUCCUCUCCAAGGUCGUUGUGCAAUAACUUAAGAGCAGGCUUUAACCAGGGCAUUGGGGCAAAUACAGGAGAUGCGUCACAAUCUAAGCCACGUGAUCGUGGCUCACCAAGCCGAUUAAUUACCUCGGCAACUGCCAAUGCACCCAUUAUACAGACUAGAAAACGCAUAGAUUCGGAAGAUUACUCCUAUUUGAUAGAUAUGCCAUCCUCAUUUUCGCCUCCUCUCUCACCCACACUUCAUGCCGGACCCUAUUUCAAUAGCAUCUUUUCAGAUUAUGUUUCUGAAAACUUGAUAGAUCCUGUCAGCAUCCCAUUAGAAACUAACUCUACCCUCCUUGGAGCCAGACAGAUAACAGGUCGUUCUUUGAAUGAUAGUGUCUCACCUCUGGCUACUGCUCUGAGAAAUCAACAAUCCAUUCGAGAGCGUGAGUUGCAAGAUGCUUCAACUGCAUUUUUUACAUUUCAAGAAAACAGGAUGCUACCGUUAACUAGCACGGCUCCGAUGCACAAUAGUCAAAAGCCGCAACAAAGGCCAACCAAUUUGCCCGGGAUGGAGUCAUCACCCAAUACUCUUUCAAGUGAGACAGUAAGCCAUUCCUUCGAUCCGACCAAAUCCUGA